AAGUAAUAUAUUUCGGAUAUUUUCUGUGUGGGCGGGUCGAGGGGGUGGUGAUGACGUCACGGGGGGCGGGAUGAAGGAAGCAGACCCCGCCCACCGUCGCCCACCGAGGCUGCUGCUGGUGUCUUAUGGAAGGGCCGGGGAUCAGACCACUCACACGCCGCCCGAACCUUCCCCGCGCACUACCUCCGUGUCACACCUGCCGCCCACCUCUCCGUCUGCUCGCUUACACACCUGGUCAACCCCGGGCCGCCGCCUAAGUCCCUCUCCCCGCCUUCACUCUCUCGACUAUGGCCUCCGCCGCCCCACGCACCUGCCUCGUCCUGCACACCAUCCUUCUGCUGACCGCCCUCGCCAGCUUCGCCUCCUGCGGCCAAGCCAUCGACUGUCGAAGGUUCGUGUUCGCGCCACAGUGCCGAGGCAUCAUCGCCAAGAGGACAGUGUCUGACUCCGCCAUAGGACUGCCCGACGCGCUGCAAGAACAACGGCAGUGGUCUGAAUCCAUCCCUCUCGACUACGUGGUGCCUGAGUACAGUCCCGUGUAUCAGAGGAUUCGCUCUACCUACACAAGGGCCCAAUACUGCAUCCAGAGGUGCAGCAGUGGGUGCUCAGUUCUCGUCUUCAAACGCAGCAAUGAAUGAGAUGGGUGUGCGUGACACCGGGGACCUGGAGCUUCUGUCUCCCUACGUGAAGGUCAUCCACCGGUCUGAGAAGCUCCCAUACGAGAGGAAGUAAGCCGGAGGAAGCAGAGCGGGGAUCGAGUAGCCAGGACGACCCGCAGAAAAUAAAAAGGUGACCUCGCCUGGAUCGACCUCAAGAAAAACUAUGUUGUCACUUUCACAAAACACUCCAGCAUAGUAUGACCGUGAGUGACUCAGGCCAGGACAGACCCACUCAAGCCACAAAGAGAGGGAAAGAGAGAGAGAGAGAGAGAGAGAGAGAGAGAGAGAGAGAGAGAGAGAGAGAGAGAGAGAGAGAGAGAGAGAGAGAGAGAGAAUUACAACUCCAUUUACUCCAGCACAACCUUCCCGCCGGUGACGCGAGUGCAUGAAAUGCUUAAGGCGCCGGUGGGUCUGGCCGCCUUGGUCACUCCGGUACAUACUCAUACAGGAAAAAUGUUUAUCAUGUUCCUACUCGUACUGGCGAUUCAGUGAUGCAUGCGGUGUUGACCUGUUCCUGUUCCUCUGAGUUAUAACCAAUAAGACAUUUAUUUUGCAGUAUUCAAAUAAAACUAAUUUGGUGUUAA
This is a messenger RNA of Scylla paramamosain (green mud crab), 1243 nucleotides long. Its product is annotated as elevenin-Vc1-like. The record is from RefSeq and is a predicted model, not a curated record. Lineage: Eukaryota; Metazoa; Arthropoda; Malacostraca; Decapoda; Portunidae. The coding region runs from base 288 to 638 and encodes 116 amino acids. The transcript has 5 exons.